GGCGGAAGUUGUUUACUCCUGUAGCAACAACGCUUAACACUUCCGACCGCAAGGUGUUUCCGCCUUUUUAAAACAGUUUCUUCUUCAGUGGACUGGUCUCAGCUGAACCAAAGAUUCUCCAUUUCAUAUUACACAUGUAUAUUAAAAAGAAUCAUUGAAAUGUCUUUGUCUGCGGAUGGAAACAAGCCCAAUGAGGAGGCAGAGGCCAGCCGGUUGGAGUCUUGUUUGGAUCAACCAAUGGGUUCGAGCAGUGUCCAUGAAGACGUCAGGUAUCGUCCCUCACCGCUGCCAGCCGAACAUUACGACGCCGACACCACCGAACCAAUCAGCUGUGGUCUUCAAACUUUGGAGGAGCUGUUGUCAUGGAAACGAAACGAGGCGAACCCCUUUAAUGUGGCAGCAGUCCCUCUGGCACCUCGGGAGCCUCCUCUGGCUAGCUGUCCACGUCGGACCUUGGUGUCUCAUGACAUGAUGGGCGGCUACCUAGAUGACCGGUUUGCCCAGGGGACAAAUGCAGAGGCCCCAUAUGCCUUCUACCACUGGCAGUACAUCGAUAUCUUUAACUACUUCACACACAAAAUGGUGACAAUUCCUCCCGCUGUGUGGACCAAUGCUGCACACAAACAUGGAGUCGUUGUUCUGGGGACGUUUAUCACGGAGUGGACCGAUGGCGCCGCGGUGUGCGAGGCCUUCCUGAAAGACGAGGAGUCGUACCGGGCUGUGGCUGAUAAACUGGUCCAGAUCAGCUACUGUUACGGCUUCGAUGGCUGGCUCAUUAACAUAGAGAACCCCCUCAGUAAGGUCGCGGUGGAGAACACGCCUUUGUUCCUGCGCUAUCUCACAGACCAGAUGCACGAGCGAGUGCCUGUCAGCCUGGUCCUGUGGUACGACAGCGUGAUCGAGAACGGACAGCUAACGUGGCAAAAUGAGCUCAACGAGUCCAACAGGGUGUUUUUCGAUGCUUGUGAUGGCUUCUUCACCAACUACAACUGGACCGAGCAGAACCUGGAGUGGAUGGGGGAGUACAGCGGGGUCCAGGGCCGCCAGGCUGACGUCUACAUCGGGGUGGACGUCUUCGCCCGAGGCAAGGUGGUGGGAGGAAUGUUGGAAACAAAUAAGGCGCUGGACGUCAUUCGGAAGCACAACUUCUCCGCAGCCGUCUUUGCUCCAGGCUGGGUGUACGAGACCAGCAGUGACAAGACCCAGUUCCGCAAGAAUCAGGACAACUUCUGGGCUCUUCUGUCAGACUACCUGUACAUCCACCGGCCAGCCUCUCCUCUCCCCUUCAUCUCCUCCUUCUGCCAGGGCUUUGGGAAGGCUGUCUACUGGAGAGGACAGCGUGAGGCGAACAGGAGCUGGUUCAACCUGACAGCCCAGGAGAUCCAGCCCUUGUACUACCAUACGGAGCUGGAGGGCCAGGGCUGGCUGAGCAGCCGCGGCUGCCCCGAGGACGCCUGGAACGGGGGCUGCUCACUGCUGCUGGACGGACUCAUCCCCGCCGCUCACACGUCUCCAGUUUCUGCCAGGGUCUUCUCCCUCCACGUACCCCUGGCACCCAAGACUCUGGUCACCCUCAUCUACAAGCCAUCGGCUGGGAUCAAGGUUUCCUUAGAGCUGAAGACGACAGACCCCAGUCUUUGCACACACAACGUCCAGGACGUCAAACUUGUGUUUCCCGUCACACUGGAUGACAGGAUCCAGAUGUUGAGCCUGUUCUCUCAGCUGUGUGGCAACAUGAGUCCAGAUGACUGGACUGUCGGGUGUUCCCAGCUGGAGCUUCGUGGCUGUGAUCUGAGAGAAGUUUGUCUCAGCAUCGAGCGGAAUGGACAGCCUCAGGACACAGCUUUCAGCUGCCGGGUGGGAGAACUCAUGCUCUUGGAUGUAGCCAGUCUGCAGGUCCCCCCUGAGCUGGUUCAGGGCUUGUGCAUCUACGACGUGGUGUGGCUGCGUGCUGCCGGGACCUCGCCAGAGUCCACCUCCCCCCUCCUGCACCUAAACGCCACUCUGCGCUGGGACUACCCCACCCAGCUCGUGCGCCACUUCCGGGUGUACUGGCGCCGGCUCAGAGGACCCGACCCCCGCAUCCCCCCGGGUCAGCUGGUUCUGGUGGGCCGGGCGUACUUGAAUAUUUUCAGAGUGACGGAGCUGGCCGUGCCGGAAGCACCCAGCCUGCUGGAGCUGGUGGUGGAGCCAGUGAUCAGGAAGGGCUUCCCGGUCCCGGAGAGCCACUGGGGAAGAAGAAGCCUCAGCUACACAGAGGACUCAACACGGUGACUCUAUUUCUGGCAGCCACAUUCUGAGUUCAUGAUGACUCAUGCAGGUGUUAAAAAGAGCACUUUAAUAGCCUCCAAUUAGUUUUUUGGCUCAAAAGUAAAGAGACCAAAUGUCUCAGUACAGAUGUUCCAGGUCCCCAGCUGAGUUUUCACUUAUCCAAAUGCAAAUGGGCUGGCACAGUUUGGUAGUGGACUCAAGUUCCAGAACUGUAAAGGCCCAGAUAUACUUUUCUUUAACUACGUGUUCGUAAGAUGGCUGCCAGUGACCCGCGUAUCCUGCGUGAACGGGGGGGGGGGGGGGGGGGGGGGGGGGGGGGGGGGGGGGGGGCAGUGUAUCGUCUGCCAGGUCAACAGCUGUUCCACACUGUGGCCAAGAAAAAUCUUCCGGUGUUGGCCGGGGAUGAAAUAGCCCUGAUCUGCCCCUAGUGGAAACACUGUACUUUUAAUCUUCCAGGUACACGCAUAGUACUCAGGCAAGUAUGUAAACAAUGCUGUUCACGCUGCCGUCUACACGUUCGUUAAAAAGCUAGUGUAUCUGGGCCUCCACAUACUGUAUCUACAGCCAUGCUAGCAGCUCCGUCUGGCUUUUUGCUAACAUUAGCAUGCUCACAAACACAAUGUUAACGUUUAGCAUGUAUGUUUUCCAUGUACACCAUCGUAGUUUAGCAUGCUAGCAUGUGCUUAAUAGCUUUGAACAUACAGUAAAAUGAGGCUGAUGUACAGGUUUGUGCUUAUAUUAAAGUAAAUUGACCAAUGAUGGCACUAGAUCAAGAGUAACGGCAUUGUUGAAGUUAUUACAAGUUUUAUUACAAUUACAGUUUGAAAUAAAGUGGGGGGCUGACUAAGGAAUUGCUUUUCCUACAGCGGAGAUCUUCAACAGGGGGUCCAGGGGCCCCUAGGUGGCCUGGGGACCACCAAAUUAUUGCAAUUUUUGUUCAAAAAUAAAAAUGUCUCAUCAUGAAUCCAACACAUUAGCAAAUAUAAAUCAGGCUAUUUGUAAAAAAACAAACAAAAACAUUAACAUUGCAUACAUGCAACUCAAUUGUAUACAUUAUAUGUAGAAGGGGGCCCCUGCUCCAUGUCUUUCAGUUAAGGGGUCCUUGCCUUAAAACUUUAAAGACCCCUGUCCUAGAGCAAUACCGCUAGUGUGGCUAAACCUUUGUGGGAUCACCAAUUCUUUAGUUUUAUUACCUACGGUAGAGGAUUAGGGACACGUGAAAAAAAUGUAUUGAGUUUAAAGUCAGAAUUCUAGGAAAAAGUCAGCAUUUGGAGAAUAAAAAUCGGAAUUCUGAUUUUAAACUCAAAACUAAAUUUUACAUGUGGCCCUAAUACUCUUCCAUAAUUACCAAACAGCUGCAGAACUAAUGACAUCCCAUUGUGUAUACUGUCACGUACCGAAUGCUAACAUGUUAAAUUAGAAGAUGCUAAACAUUAUACAGGGUUUCUGCCUGUGUCAAAUUUAAGACCUUUUAUGAAUGAAAUUUAAAACCUGUAUCACGACAUUAAAAAACAACAAAGUCAAACGUACUUGCAACGUAAAUUCAAAUUGAAUAAAAGCGACAUGGAAUAAUAUUUGGAUGAGCGAAAGAAAUAACUACAACAACAUGGAAUGAAUAAAAAAAUGAAGACCUGUCAAAAAAGACAUAGAACACAACACUUUAAGACCUAAACAUUUUAAAUUUUAGACUUUUUUAAGACCCCCGCGGUAUACCUGCUGAACACUGCAUGUUAGCAUGCUGAACAUGCCCAGCCACAAAGAGCUGCUGUAUGGCUGUCGAUAACUCUUGCAGAACAAUAAAGGUGAUUCAUUUUUGUGACCAAACAAGCCAUACCACACCAUGAAUGCAACACAAUGUCCCCGUGAAAAGUGAUGUAAAACAUUUGUCCUUUCACGUUAAAGAAUUGGCUUUUUAGACUACUUUCAUUCAAGAAUGAAAAGGAAAACAAAAGGCUGCUUUGACACUUUGAUACCGUUGUGGAGAAGAAGCCAAGGCAGCCUGAACUAAAAAGAAAAGUGUCUUUAUUGUUAUCGCUGAAAGUGACAGAUCAUUGCUGUAAUCGGAGCACUGAGAGUCUUCAUUUGGUUAAGCAGAGACGGAAUAU
Etheostoma spectabile (orangethroat darter) is the source of this 4376-nucleotide messenger RNA. RefSeq names its product endo-beta-N-acetylglucosaminidase (gene engase). The transcript is spliced from 14 exons. The record is from RefSeq and is a predicted model, not a curated record. Gene Ontology annotation, biological process: protein deglycosylation. NCBI's taxonomy places the organism in Eukaryota, Metazoa, Chordata, Actinopteri, Perciformes, Percidae. Gene Ontology annotation, cellular component: cytoplasm. Bases 160 to 2274 code for a protein of 704 amino acids. Gene Ontology annotation, molecular function: mannosyl-glycoprotein endo-beta-N-acetylglucosaminidase activity.